GCGUCUUGGCCGGUUUCCACGCUGCGUCAGUGCGCUGCGGAAGUCGAGGACUGCGUUUUGACUUGGGUACCCUCCUCGCCAGGCACCAUGUUCCUGACCGUUCUCUUGCGCGGCAGCCGGAUCCCCGGGAAGCAGUGGAUCGGGAAGCACCGCAGGCCGCGGAAGGUGACCUGGGGGAUGAAGCAGGGCAUGAUCCGGCGGCUGGAGAUCGAGGCGGAGAACGAGUACUGGCUGAGCAUGGCGUACAUGACCAGCGAGCAGGAGUUCAACCAUUCCGCCGCCCGCAGGCGAGAGAAUUUCGAGGCCAUCAAGCUGGCGCAGGCCGCCAAGUUCCCCCCGCACAGGCUCUUCGAGGACCAGCUCAGCCAUCUCAACGUCUCCAAGAAGUGGUCCUGAGCCGCCGCCGCUGCCCCUGCCCCGGACUGCGCACACCGGGAGCCGCGCCGCGGAAGCCUUCUGUGGC
Messenger RNA from Vombatus ursinus (common wombat), 463 nucleotides. It is a transcript of the gene MRPL57, whose product is annotated as mitochondrial ribosomal protein L57. Gene Ontology annotation, molecular function: structural constituent of ribosome. NCBI's taxonomy places the organism in Eukaryota, Metazoa, Chordata, Mammalia, Diprotodontia, Vombatidae. Bases 88 to 396 code for a protein of 102 amino acids. The record is from RefSeq and is a predicted model, not a curated record. Gene Ontology annotation, cellular component: mitochondrial ribosome. Gene Ontology annotation, biological process: mitochondrial translation. The transcript has 2 exons.